AUGACGGAAAAGGAAAUACAAGAAACCUCUGUACAGGACCCAGAAUCACAGCGAAAAGCAGCAACUCAAGGCGAAGAUGUCAGUGAUGUCGACUACUCGGUCUUCACAGACAGCCAGCGGCGUUAUAUUGUCUUUAUGGCAUCGUGGGCUGGGUUUUUCUCGCCAGUCUCAUCCCAGAUCUAUUUUCCCGCUUUGAACACUUUAGCGAAGGAUCUUCAUGUGUCCAACUCUUUGAUCAAUCUAACUUUGACAAGUUAUAUGAUCUUCCAAGGACUGUCGCCCAUGUUCAUUGGCGAUUUUGCAGACAAAGCUGGACGACGACCAGCAUACAUUGUCUGCUUCACGAUCUACAUUGCAGCCAAUAUCGGACUUGCCCUGCAGAGCAACUAUGCAGCUCUUUUCGUGCUCAGAUGUCUGCAGAGUGCAGGAAGCAGCACCACCAUCGCCCUCUCAUCUGGCGUGGUCUCCGAUGUGGCCACUGCGUCCCAACGAGGCUCCUACAUGGGCUUUGUAACUGCUGGCUCUCUAAUGGGACCUUCAGUGGGACCAGUGGUUGGUGGUCUAUUAUCUCAAUACCUGGGGUGGCGCGCCAUAUUCUGGUUUUUGACCAUCUUUGCCGGAGCGUUCAUGAUACCUUUCCUGGUCUUCUUCCCAGAAACAGCUCGUGGUAUUGUCGGUGAUGGGUCACUGCCUCCUCAAAAAUGGAAUAUGUCCCUGAUCAGCCACCUCAAAUCGAGGAAAUCCCGUGAAGAGGGCGUUAUUUCUCCUGCCAAUGCCUCAAAGCAGAAACUCAAGUUCCCCAAUCCUUUCCAGACGCUCGCCAUUGUCUUUCAGAAAGAUGUCGGCAUAAUUCUCUUCUGCAAUGCUAUUCUUUUUGCGGGAUUCUAUGAUGUGAGCGCAACUAUUCCCUCCAUCUACAAUGAGCUAUAUGGCCUGAACGAUCUCCAAGUCGGUCUUUGCUACAUUCCAUUUGGCCUCGGUGCCACGAUUGCUUCAAUUGGCAAUGGCAAAUUCCUGGACUACAACUACCGCCGACUCGCGAAGCAGCUGAAUUUCCCCUUGGCCAAGAACCGGCACACUGACCUGCGGAACUUCCCCAUCGAGAAAGCUCGCCUUCAGAUUGCAUUCCCUCUUCUCGCUUUAGGUAGCCUCAGCAUCCUUGUGUUUGGAUGGUUCUUAAACUACGGGAUCCAUCUUGCUGCACCAACAUGUAUUCUUUUCCUUAUGGGAUUGACUUUGACGGGUGCAUUCAAUACUAUCAGUACAUUGCUGGUUGAUCUAUACCCAACACAAGCGGCCAAGGCCACUGCUGCCAACAAUUUCGGGCGUUGUUUGCUGGGAGCUGGUGCAACGGCGCUCAUUGAUCCUAUGCUUUCGGCUAUGGGCCGGGGAUGGUGUUUUACUUUCAUUGCACUUAUAAUGUUGGCAACUACACCGCUGCUUAUGAUUGUCAUCCGAAAAGGACCUCAUUGGCGCGAGGAGCGUCGUGUGAAGGAGGAGGCUAAGGUUGGGGGUGAGGGUGCCCUAAGAAGCGAGAAGUGA
Messenger RNA from Penicillium canescens, 1542 nucleotides. RefSeq names its product MFS transporter. The record is from RefSeq and is a predicted model, not a curated record. Gene Ontology annotation, biological process: transmembrane transport. The coding region runs from base 1 to 1542 and encodes 513 amino acids. NCBI's taxonomy places the organism in Eukaryota, Fungi, Ascomycota, Eurotiomycetes, Eurotiales, Aspergillaceae. The transcript is spliced from 2 exons. Gene Ontology annotation, molecular function: transmembrane transporter activity.